GCAUCCACUCUUCUACUUUAUUCAGAUUCUCUCCUCAUGAAGGACAAGUAAUCAAAGGGCCAUGCUAAUAAAGAGAGAUAUUCCUUAUAUAAAAACUUCUCCCAUCUUUUCUUUCUCAAACAUCUCUUUCAGAGCUUUCAGUCUGCUAAAAUGGCAAAACAAAUAGGCCUUCUCAUUUGUCUCUUGAUCAUCAUAUUGGACGUUGCAGCAGGUAUUCUCGGCAUUGAAGCUGAAGUAGCUCAGAACAAGGUGAAACAUCUUAGGCUGUGGAUAUUCGAGUGUAGAGAUCCGAGCUUCCAGGCUUUCAAGCUCGGGUUGGCUGCUGCAGUGCUUCUUGCCCUCGCGCACGCCAUUGCCAACUUGUUUGGUGGCUGCACUUGCAUUUGGUCCAAGGAUGAACUGAAUAAAGCACCUCCCAACAAGCAACUAGCUGUGGCCUCCCUCGUUUUCUCAUGGAUUAUACUAGCCGUUGGAUUCUCGAUGCUGAUGAUAGGGACUUUAGAGAACUCGAAAUCAAGAAAAUCAUGUGGGCUAUCACACCAUCGUGUUCUAUCUAUAGGAGGGAUUUUGUGCUUCCUUCAUGGACUGUUUGCAGUUGCUUAUUGUGUUUCAGCCACUGCCAUUGGAGAUGAAGAGAGGAGGAUUCCACAGGGAACCCGUGUUUGAUGUUUUUUAUUUAUUUCCUAGUUUUGUUUCUCUGUUAAUCUCUCUAACUCCACACUCCACAGCUUCAAAAUACAAGCAAUCUUUAUCAUGUCACAUACCCCUCUCCAUAUAUCGCCAAUGUCGAUUUCUUUUUCUUGCCGCAUUGUGAUCCUGUAACGAUUUGUUUGAGACAUCGUCACAA
Molecule: messenger RNA, 847 nt
Organism: Cornus florida
Lineage: Eukaryota; Viridiplantae; Streptophyta; Magnoliopsida; Cornales; Cornaceae
Product: protein DESIGUAL 2-like
Exons: 3
Coding region: 151-666 (171 amino acids)
Source: RefSeq, a predicted model, not a curated record